This is a messenger RNA of Schistosoma margrebowiei, 1105 nucleotides long. The record is from the annotation of a GenBank genome assembly. NCBI's taxonomy places the organism in Eukaryota, Metazoa, Platyhelminthes, Trematoda, Strigeidida, Schistosomatidae.
GUUCAUUAUUCCCGUUUUGAUCACAAAACUUUGUUGCGACCAACCAAACGGUCAGCCUGUGGUGUGAAAGGUGCCAGUAAAAAUGAUCUCACCAUUUCUGGGACGCAAAUUCUCACCUACCCUCAAAAUAUACCGACCUCCGAAAAACUGUCAAGUGAAAUACGGCUAAUGCAGCUGGGUGGAUAAAAUAUCUUCACUAGAUGCCAUCAAAUAUCUGAAACCACUUCUUAACAUUGAAGUGGAAGUACAAAGUAACUAUUCGAUUCAUAUUCGUCUCUUACAAGCAUGUUGUUCAUUGAAUUUCGGUUUCUAUGGUACCGGUUCCGGCAGUUUUGAAAAUCUCUUCAAGGCCUUGAAAUUAUACAACUUGUUUCAGAAAUGUCCAGGGAAAAUUCUCCAUAUAUUCAUAUUGAAAGAACACUCUUGAUUAUUAAGCCGGACAUUAUUAAUUAUGCAGAUAAAAUAGAAGAGCUUAUCUUACAAAAAGGAUUCUUGAUAAUACAGAAGAGACGCGUUCAUUUGACACCAGAACAAGCAAGCGAAUUUUAUGCAGAACAUUACGGGAAAAUAUUUUAUGCAACGUUAAUUGCCUACAUUAGCAGUGGUCCGAUAGAGGUACUAGUCAUAGCUAGAGAAAAUGCUAUAUCUAUUCUUCGUGAAUUAAUUGGUCCACAAAAUGCAUUUAAAGCUAAGGCGACGGUACCUGCAAGUUUAAGAGCUAUUUAUGGUACAGAUGAUCAACAGAAUGGAAUACAUGGAAGCGAUUCGUUUACAAGUGCUGAAAGAGAAAUCAGAUUCUUCUUCCCAGAUAUGAUCGUUGCACCGAUCCCCGUAAGACUUGCAGCAAAAGAUUACUUAGUUCGGAAUGUAAACCCAACUUUACUAAAAGGUUUGACAGAACUGUGCAAACAAAAACCUAAGGACCCAGUACUUUGGCUGGCCGACUGGCUGCUGGAAAAUAAUCCAAAUAAACCUCAUCCCAUCGAUAUGGUCACCUCUUGAAAUACGAAUAAGAAAAUUUUAAAGAACGUAUGAAGGAUUAUGCGAAUGCAGUUUUCAAAAGAACCUAUAGUCAUAUCUGAAAAUAAACAUAUACUUCGUUUCG